Molecule: messenger RNA, 1751 nt
Organism: Phlebotomus papatasi
Lineage: Eukaryota; Metazoa; Arthropoda; Insecta; Diptera; Psychodidae
Gene: Sbp2
Exons: 3
Coding region: 95-1303 (402 amino acids)
Biological process (GO): selenocysteine incorporation
Cellular component (GO): ribonucleoprotein complex
Molecular function (GO): ribonucleoprotein complex binding; mRNA 3'-UTR binding; selenocysteine insertion sequence binding
Source: RefSeq, a predicted model, not a curated record
UCCCAAUUAUUGAACACAAAGAAGACGUCAAAAACAGUUGAUUCUGUGUUUGGAAAUCGAUCGCAAGAAAGAGAAAGUUUAGUGAGACAAAGAAAUGAAUUUUCUUCCUCAAACUUGGUCAGGAUAUCUGAAGAAGGAUGGAGGACGACAGGAAGAGGAACGUGAUAACAUAUCCUGGCCAUCUUUGGGUGAGAAAAGCCCGUUGGAGUGCCAGAAUGAGGAAAAGGUAACGUCCUUGACGCUCAAACUUGAGGAUUUGGAGAUGGAAACGGUGAUUGAGAGCCUGGAGAGGGAUCCUGUGAGGUUAGAUGGGAAGCAGGAUAGUGAAUCUGAUGAGGAAAGAGACGAGAGCAGCGAACCUAGCAAGGUCACCGAGGAAAUUAGGGCGGAACGUCGUCUGCGCAGGAGGCAGGUAAAGCAGCUGAAGAGGGAUGAAAAAGUCCUGGCAGAGCGCAGAGAGUCCAAGUACAAACAGGUGAAACUCAUAAGGCAGAGUGACCUCGAGAAGUAUAAGGAUUGCCUCAAGGACCAAUCGGACAGGGAACGUCCGACAUGGUUUAGUCGAGGUUCUAAGGAUGCUACUUUCUCACUGGAGGCUUUCAUGGCUGAGAAGCCUAAAAUCUUGACCUGCCCCAAGGUCACGACAAACAUUCCUGGUGAGAUUGUGCGUCAUCGUGGAAAGAAGCACGAAUUUCCCAAGCCAAAGGCUCGCACAAUGGCUAAAAGGCGUAUCCUUGAGAUUCGCCAGGAGAAAUCCAGGGAGGAGGCAAAGACAAUGGCCAAAAAUAUGACCAAUAAUCCGCACAGCAGACGCUAUCGCGAGUACUGUGAUCAUUUCACCGAGGAAGACCUCUGCAGUCGUGUAGAAUCCAUCCUGCAGGAUCUGUUUCGCUUCCAGGAUCUAGCAUUCCAUCGCAGUGAGAUCAAGGCAAGAGCCAAGAGACGCUACGUCGUAGGUUUCAAAGAAGCCAAUAGAAUGCUGGACAUUAACAAGGUGAAACUCUUGAUCGUGGCAACGGAUCUGGAGAGAAGUCCAGGUGAAGGUGGAUUAGAUGAGGCUGUUUAUGCUCUCCGUAAGAGAGUGAGAGAAGCAAAUGUGCCCUACGUGUUCGCUCUGACGCGUCGGGCAAUCGGAAACAUUCUACAAAAGUCACCAGCAGUGAGCUGUGUCGCCGUCCUGGAUUACAGUGGGGCCAAGGAAAAGGUGGAUGAGCUGCUGCAAGUGGUGGAUCAAAAGCGUUCCAUGUACAAUGAGCUUUGUGCCGAAUGGGGCACCAUUGACUCCCUGAUCUCAAUCAAUUGAACUCUAUCUCUCUCUCUGUCUUUCUGAAAACUGGCCAAAGAAUGCUGAACGAUGGACAGACACAGUGACACAUUCACACAAAAAAUAAAUUCCGGAGGGGACUCUGUAUAAAUCACUAAUUCCUAGGGGCAAUAAAAGCGUAUCCCACCACUCAUCCCUUAGCAUCUAAUCUAAGGGAUUUGGACUGUGGAUUGGACAAUCAAUGGCUUUUUAUUCAGUGGAAAGGGGCAGGUGAUUCAAUUCUAAAUGUGAUUAAAAAUUUUAUUUUGUGGUUUAAAAUUAUCAAAAAAGCACAAGUUUUCUUUUAGGUGAGAUUUAUUUUGAGCCUUUUGAGUUUAUCAAAAAAUUACCCAACUAACAUUUUUCUCUGAUAUCUUUCUUUUUUGUUUCUAUUGUGCUUAUGAAAAUUUAAUAAAUUUUUGUGUCACAAUAAAUUUAAAAGUGCAAA